Plasmodium yoelii is the source of this 5115-nucleotide messenger RNA. Its product is annotated as conserved Plasmodium protein, unknown function. The transcript has a single exon. Bases 1 to 5115 code for a protein of 1704 amino acids. Lineage: Eukaryota; Apicomplexa; Aconoidasida; Haemosporida; Plasmodiidae. The record is from RefSeq and is a predicted model, not a curated record.
AUGUUUUAUUUGAAUACUAAGUUAAAUAUAACAAACUGUGGUAAUAAUGAGAAUAAGUUGGAUCAAUCUUACAUGAAUAUAAGAAAAGUAAAUUCAGAAAAUGCUCGAUAUAAUUUGGAUAAAACAAUAUAUACAAAAAUGAAUAAUAAUUAUAUAACGAAUGAAGACAGAAAUAAUGUAGUAUUAAAUAAGUGUUUAAAAAAUGCGCAUUUAUUGAAUAACAUAAAUGGGAUAAAUGAAGAAAAAAAUGUGACUUAUGGAAUAAAAGGUAAAUUACCUACCUUAUAUGCAAGAACAAGUAGUCCAAUUAAAGUUAAUAGAAUAUAUCCAAUGUAUAAAAAUAACAAUGUUUAUUAUUAUAAAGAUAAUAUUCCAUUUAAAAAAAGAAUGUGUAAUAGUGUAGAAAUUGGUACAUUAAAUUAUAUAAAUACAGAAAAUGAGGAUUUACAAAAUAAUAAAAUAAAUAACAGUUUUAUAAAAUUUCCAAAUAAUUUAAAAUUAAAUAGCUGUUUUAAUGACGGAAAAAAAAAAAUUAUUGAAAAAAUGCAAGAGCAAGACUAUGUCCCCCAAAAAAAUCAAUGUGCAGCAAAUUUAAAAAGGAGUAUGAAUAUUUAUACAGUUAUAAAUAAUGGAGACAUAAAUAACAAUAAUAAAAAAAAUACAAAUUAUUAUUACAACAAUAAUAAUAAUAAUUACAUUUGUAAAAAUAUACCAGAAUUAUACUCAAAAAAAAAAACUAAUGUAAACACAAAAAAGACAAUGAAAAAUUGUUUUGAAAUUGUUAAAAGCAAAUAUGAUGAAAUGCAUAAUAAAAAUAUAAUUGGUGAAAAAAAUAAAUAUAUACCUUCUCAUAAUUAUAAUAUAUCUCUAAUUAAUGGCGCCAAAGUUUGUGCAAAUAAUAUAGAGAGAAAUAAGAUUAAACAUUGUAAUAGUAUGGUAUUAAAUAAUUCUAUAAAAAAUGAUACACAAAAUGUAAAUUUAUGGAGGGAAGAGUCAAUUGAUGUACCUAAUGCAAAAAUUAAAUCACACACACUAACCAAAUUCCCAAUAGGCUCAAGUAUAUAUCAUAAAACUCGGAUCCCUAAUAUAAGACAAUGUGGAAGUAUAUCUCAAUCUGAAAAUCAUGAGAAGUUGGUUCAAUUAAAAGCUGUUAAUUCCUUUAAUAUACAGGAAAAUAAGAAAAAUAAUAAUAGUGUAUUAGUUAACGGUAAUAAGGAUCAAGAAUAUUUAUCACAACAAAAUAGUAGAAUAAAUGAUGAAAAUAUUGAAUAUUACCCUCUUAGUAGUAGUACUCUUCCUUGUAAUAAAAACAAAAAAGAAAGAAAUAAUAUCUGGGAUUUAAAUUGUUUGAAUUCUAAAUAUCAUAUAAAUUAUGAUGAUGUGAGAAAUGACGUUAUUAAAAAUCAAGAACGAGUUGUAACAAUGUGUGAGUUGAAAAAUGUGGAAGAUAGUUUUAAUCAAAAUAAUUGCAAUGAGAUAAAAGAUAUUAAAGGAGAAGGGAAAAUAAGUAAAACCAAUGAAAUAAUUAAAAAAAAUGAAAAAUAUAUUUGUGAUAAUUCCUCAAAUAUUGAAUCAAAUAAGAAUAUUAUUAAUGCAAAAUUGUGUAACGUUAAAAAUUUUGAAAUAAUUAAACAAGGAAACAAAGAUAAUAUAAUAAAUAAAUAUGAUAAUUUUUGUAAUUUUAUAAAAGGGGAAAACUAUAAAGAAAAUGAAGAAAUAAAUAGUAAGCAUAUGAUAGAAGAAUCUAAUAUCCAAAAUAAUAGUAUUAAAAAAACAAAUGCAGAAAACAAAAAAGUAAACAAUUCAACUAAUUUGAGAAUCGGAAUAAAUAUAGACGGGUUAAAGGAAUGUCUAAUUGGGAAUACAAACAAAUUAAAUCAUAAAAAUCAAGAAGAUAUUUUUAAUUCUAUUGGUAAUAUUAGUAAAGAGGAAAAUGAACUAUCUGAAAAAGGUUGUAACACUAAUGAAGUGAAAAAAAAUUCAAUUCUUAAAAUAGAGAAGAAUAGGAUUGAGAAUAGGGUUGAGAAUAGUAUUGAGAAUAACAAUGCAGAAAAUUGUGAUUUAGAAAAUGAACAGGAAAAAAAAAUAAAAAUGAACAAAAAAAAAAACUCAAACAAAGAAAGUAUAAAUUUUAAAGACGAGUUGAGCCCCAAUCAUAUUAUGGAAUUGCUUAAAAUUUUAAAAAAAUUAAAAAAAUCAAAAAUAUAUAAAUUUAGUAUUGAUAAUUUUUUAUUACAAGAAAAUGGAUAUGAAAAAAUUAUAAAAUAUAUAGAAAAAAAUGAAUAUAAAAGAGGAAGCAGUUUGAAUACUUCAGCAUAUGAAAGUGAUAGUAAUAGCAGACUUAACGAUGGGAAAUAUUCUGAAAACGAUUUAUAUAAUAUGGGAAAAAAAAAUAAUGGGGAUAAUAAGCAUGAUAAUUGUUUUGAUGAAGUAUUAAAAUGUAGAAUGAAUAAGUCUAAUUCUAAAUUUGAUAUGAAUAUUGUGAAAUCAUUGGAAACAAUAUAUAAAGUAAAAAAAUGUUUAUAUAGUCUUGGUAUAUCAUUUAAUGAAAUAAUUAAUUUAGAUAAAAUAAAAAGUAUUUUUUGGUAUUUAUAUAUAAAGCAUAAAUUGUCUAAAAAAAUUAGUAUAUCUGAAUUUUGUGAAAUGUUAAACUAUAAGAUAGAUGAAAAUAUGAAUAAAAAUUAUUUUAAAGAAUAUGUAAAUUAUGAAAUAUUUAAAAAACAUAAUAGUGAAAAUUUUGAAAAUUUUGGUAAUAAAAUUCAAAUUUUAGAAAGUUUGUUUUAUUUACUAAAAUCGUAUCCUAUAAAUUAUGAUGAAAAUAAAGGUUGUUUUUAUAUGUUAAAUCCAGAAAAAAAUAAAAUGUAUAAAAAUUAUAAAUAUAAUAUAGAUAGAAAUAAUAUGAACAUUAUAAAAUUAACAAAUGAAGUAACUGAACAUUUUAAAAAUAGUUUUUUUUUUCUUGAUAAAAUAUUUAUACCUAAAGAUGCAUUUUUUUUUGUAAAAGAUUCAGAAGAUGUAGGAAUACGAAACAACAAAAAUAAGCCAGUAUAUGUUCAUCAUGCUUUGGUAAAUGAUUUAAAAGAAGAAAUGACAGAACAAACCGUUUUUGAUAGUUUAUAUUCAUGUGAACCUCCAUAUAAAUCAGAUUAUUAUAGAUAUAUACAAAAAAAAAGAAUACAAAAUAAAAUUCGAAAAUUUAAAGAGUAUAUACUUAAUUAUUAUGAGUUUGAUUCUGUAGAAGACUUUUUUGAAACUUUGCUUGUAUUUGAUGUAGAACAUAAAAAAUUAAUAACCAUGCUAAAUAGUAGUAAAGGUGAUGAUUUUAUGGACCCAUUGAAUAAUAAUUAUAAUAAAUAUGCAAAUUUAUGUUUUAACAUAACCAAAAAUAUAUAUGAACAAUACAGGUUACUAGUAGAUCCAAAUUAUGAUAAUACUUUUAAGAAGGAAAAUGAAAUAAAUAAUUUUGAAAUAAAAGAAAAUGGGUAUAAUGUAGAAUAUUUUAAUUUAGACAGUGCUGAGACUGUAAAAGUUAAAAUGGAAAAUAAAAGAAAAAAUAUAAAAUCGAAUUGGUCAACUAUAGAAUCUCAAAUAGGUACUAUAGAUAGUUGCAACAGUGAUGAACAUAUAGCAAAAACAAAUACUUAUAUUAAUAUUGAUAAGAUGGAUGAAACAAUUGAAGAAAUGUCGAAUAUGUAUGAAGAAUUUUUUAAUUUGGGUAAUACUAGAAAAAAAGUAAAAGAAAUAAAUAUAGAUACAUUUAAAAUGUUUGUUGAAAAUUUAGGAAAAUUAAAAGGGUUUCCAAAUUUUGCAUCCAUUAAUGAAUGUUUUCUUGGUAUAUGUUUUUGUGACCCAGAUUUACCUAAACAUAUAUUUAAUCAAAAAAAUAUAUUACCAAAAAAUAUGAACUUUAAUGGUUUUAUGAAUUGUAUGAGAUAUAUACCAUAUGUUAUUCCUGAUUUCCCAUUACCAACAAGCUAUUUUAAAAAUAAAUAUAAUAACGUGGAUAUAUUUAAUUCAAGAAAUCAAUUUUUAAAUAUAUUAAAAUAUAAAGGGUGUAAAAAAGAAACUAUAUAUUUAAGAAAUCAAAUAGUAUUAGAUAUUAUAAAAUUAUUUGUUUUAAUAUCUUGGAAUUUUGGUGUUAAUACUGGAGAAUUUAAUGAAGCAGUUGGUUUGACACAAAAUAAGUUAGUUGAUAUGGUUAGCUCAUCUUAUUACAUGAAUUACAAGUACUCUUUGAAAAAAAAUAAAAAUAAAAAUAAUAACGGAGAAAAAACAACCUCAGAAAGCGACAUAGACAGUUCGUUUACUACUAGUAGUAAUGAAAGUAUUAUGGAAAAUGAACAAGGCGAAAAAAUGCAUAACAAUAUUUGCAAUUUAUUUGAUGUAAAAGGUAAGAAAACAAAAAAAACAAAAAAUUCGAAACAUAGUAGCUAUAUAGAAAGAGGAAAUGAUAACAGUGGAAAUAAAUAUAUAGAAAAUGGGAAUACAAAAAAUAAUAAAAACCCUUCUGAUUACAUAAAAAAUUCGAAUGAAUACAAUGUAUUAUUUGAAGAAUUAUUAAAAAAAGGGGGAAAGAAAAAAAUGACAUAUAAAGUAGUACCAAAAUGGCAUGUAUCGAAUGAUAUAUUUUUAUCACGACUAAUAUCAUAUGAUGAAAUACAGAUAGGUUUAUAUGAAUUAUAUCCAUUAUUUAUGAUACAGACAUCUCUAAUUUAUAUGAUUCAUAUAUCAUGUUGUAUGAUAACAGAUGAUGAAUGGAAAUAUUUCUUUGAAGACGGUUUUACAUUAUAUAAUAAAUUGGUACCUGAAGAAAUAGCUAUGAGAUAUAUUAAAAAUAAGGGAUGUAAAUUUUAUAAAUUAAAAAAUGUGCAACUAAGUGAAUCUAUUGAUAUACAUAAUGCUUUUAUGAAGAUACCAGAAAAUAUGAAGUGCCCAGAAGUGCGUAAAUUAGCUAUAAAUGGGGAAAAUACAGCUAGCGGUUAUUUAGCUGAGCCUUUUGAUAUUUAUCAUUUAAUGUUUAUUUCGAAAAUUUUUUGGUAUAUUUUUACUUACUCUGAUAACUUUCUUAUUUUAAGAUCUGCAUUGUUAAGAAAUUGUAGUAAUAUAAAAAAAUAG